Durusdinium trenchii is the source of this 1692-nucleotide messenger RNA. The record is from the annotation of a GenBank genome assembly. NCBI's taxonomy places the organism in Eukaryota, Dinophyceae, Suessiales, Symbiodiniaceae.
AUGAGACAAGGAGGUGUGAAUGUGCUGAAGCGUCAGCAAUCGUUUCAGGACACGAGCAGAGAUGAACCCAUAUGGAAACUCUGUAGAAGUCUCAUGGGCACUGAUGUUGAAAGGGUUUUGUUGCCAGAACUGAAGCUAUCGGACGAGAAACUGUCACAAGUAUUGAAGAUCUUCAGCGAACAGAAGCAAGGCGAUCUGGCUUUUGCUACUCUGGAGGAAGUCAGGACAGAUGGCAACAUUAAACUGAAGGCUUCGCAUUACACACUUGGAAUUGCUUCAUGUGCUAGGUCAAAUAUGACUCCACAAGCGUUGAAAUUGUUAGAGGUCAUGCCUCAGGCCAAAGUUCAACCAAAUCUUUACAGCUACAGUGCCGCCAUCAGUGCCUGUGAGAAGGGUAGGCAAUGGCAACGAGCAUUGAUGUUGUUUGUCGGGAUGCCUCAGGCACACAUACAGCCAACUGUCAUUAGCUACAAUGCCGCCAUCAGUGCUUGUGAGAAGGGCGGGCAGUGGCAACGUGCAUUUAAGUUGUUUGAGGCCAUGCCGAAGGCAUCAGUGCAGCCAGAUGUCUUCAGCUACAACGCCACCAUCAGUGCCUGUGAGAAGGGCGGGCAAUGGCAACGAGCGUUGAAGCUCUUGGCGGCGAUGCGCCUGACACAAGUGCAGCCAGGUGUCAUGAGCUACAAUGCCACCAUCAGUGCAUGCGAGAAGGGUUGGCAAUGGCAGCACGCAUUGAAGUUGUUUGAGGUUGUUCCCCAGGAAACACUGCAGCCAAAUGUCAUCAGCUACAAUGCGGUCAUCAGUGCUUGUGAGAAGGGCGGGCAAUGGCAGCGAGCAUUGAUGUUGUUUAAGGGGAUGCUCCAGGCAAAAGUGCAGCCGACUGUCAUCAGCUACAAUGCGGCCAUCAGUGCCUGUGAGAAGGGUGGACCCUGGCAACAAGCGUUGAACUUGUUUCAGGCGAUGCAUUUGGGCAGGGUUAAGCCAAAUGUCAUCAGCUGCAGUGCGGUUAUUAGCGCCUGUGAAAAAGGAGGCCAAUGGCAGAAAGCAUUGAAGCUGUUUGAAGAGAUGCCCCAGGCAGCAGUGCAUCCAAAUGUCAUCAGCUGCAAUGCGGCCAUCAGUGCCUGUGAGAAGGGCGGGCAAUGGCACCGAGCCUUAAAUUUGCUUCAGGGGAUGUCAGAGGCGAAAGUGCAGCAGACCGUCGUUAGCUACAACGCAACCAUCAGUUCUUGUGAGAAAGCUGGACAAUGGCAGCAAGCAUUGAAGUUGUUUGAGGCCAUGCCCAGGGCAAACGUUCAGCCAGAUGUGAUCAGCUACAGUGCUGCUAUCAGUGCCUGUGAGAAGGCUGGCCAAUGGGAGCAAGCCAUGAAGCUUUUUGAGGCAAUGUCCCUAAUGGAAGUGCAGCCAAAUGUGAUCAGCUACAAUGCGUCCAUCAGUGCCUGCGAGGAUGGUGGCCAAUGGCGGCAAGCCUUAGACCUGUUUGAGGCAAUGCCCAAGGCAAAAUUGCAGCGAGAUGUCAUUAGCUACGAUGCUGCCAUGAGUGCCUGUGAGGAGGGCGGGCAGUGGCAACUUUGCAUGUGGCUGUUUGAAGCCAUGUUGGAAGCAACCAUACAGCCAAGUCAUAUUUGCUACAGUGCGGCCAUCAGCACCUGCGAGAAGGCAAUGGCAGCAAGUACAAAGCCUGUUGAGGCAGGCUAA